This is a messenger RNA of Cataglyphis hispanica, 3502 nucleotides long. RefSeq names its product poly(ADP-ribose) glycohydrolase-like. Gene Ontology annotation, molecular function: poly(ADP-ribose) glycohydrolase activity. The record is from RefSeq and is a predicted model, not a curated record. Gene Ontology annotation, biological process: regulation of DNA repair; carbohydrate metabolic process; ATP generation from poly-ADP-D-ribose. Gene Ontology annotation, cellular component: cytoplasm; nucleus. The coding region runs from base 933 to 3365 and encodes 810 amino acids. The transcript is spliced from 11 exons. NCBI's taxonomy places the organism in Eukaryota, Metazoa, Arthropoda, Insecta, Hymenoptera, Formicidae.
UUGCAGUUCAUCGGACACGUCUGGGUUCGAGGCUUCAGUUACGCAUGCGCGCACCGCGCAUAUCGCAAGCUCCCAUAAAGUUAGCCGGUCAACAUUCACUUUUAUAAUUUUUUUUUUUUUUUUUACGAAUCGUUUGUUAGUCAUUUGUUGGUGAUUGUUGGCCUAAUUACAACGUUUGUUGAUUAAUAUUUUUUUGAAAAUACAAAAAUACCGUAUAUGUCACAGCAUCGUCAUACGAGAUGAUACUCCAAACGACUCUACCUUCUCCCCCCUCCAUUCCUCCAGGCAUUAGUUUUUUUCGUUUUUUAUGGCAAAUAUAAACCAACAAACAUUUUAAUUAUUUUUUCCAUAACCAAUAAACAAUUGCGCAUCGAUUGAAUUAAAUUUGAAACAAAAAUAACAUCUUUCCGGCUAACUUCACACAAAAUUUUUGUUUUUGUAUUUUCAAGAAAAAUAUUAACCAACAAACGUUGUAGUUAGAUCAACAAUCAACAAACGACUAACAAACGAUUCAUUAAAAAAAAAAAAAUUAUAAGUGUUGACCGGCUAACUUUAUGGAGCUCGCAAUCGACCCUCUGAUAAAUAUCUGAAGUAUCAGAACGCAGCGCGCAUUACGCAGCCUCGCAGCCCAUUCGUCGAUCACCGCACAUGCGCAAUAAACACGAUCCGAUACAGAAGACUUCUUCGAAGACGCAAUCGUAUACAAUCUAAAAAUCUAAAUGAUAAUUCGAAUUCGAGAUUCUCAAAAUUUUCUUAUGUAGCUGCUUACAGUGUGGUACAUAAUUUGUCUCAUUAGUAGAUAUAUGUAAAUCUACCGAAAGAAGAAGAAUUUGAGAACACGAAUUGUGUUAAUUACUUUGGUUAUUUUAUAUAUUGCAGUGCCGUGUUCAUUGUUUUCAUUCUUCUCACGGAAAAACACAUUGGAGAAUAAAAUGUCAGACAUGUCGGACAUAACUUUUGAUGAGACUUCUGCAAAUUUAUUCUCGAAUGAAAAUUCGUCAACAAACUUGAACACUGAUAUUGCUAGUUCAGACUAUUCCAUGUCUGUUUACAUUGACGAAUCAGAAUUCUCUAACGACAUACAUGAAUGGAAGGGUAUGAGCAUGAAUGAAAUACGUAAAGGUUGUGGCACAUAUGAAUAUCAAGAACAUCCACCAAUUGUUUUUUCAGCUAAGCAUACAGUGCUAUUUAGGUUACCAUUGUCUAUGCAUGAACCACCAAAACCUUAUCCGACACAUAAAAUAGACAAAUGGAACCAUGGAUAUGUACGAUUGCCAUGUUCUGCACAUUGUUUUUAUCCAGUAGAACAGAAAAGUGGAGAUCGUAACUGUCGAAAUAGAUGGGAUAUGAUUCAGGAAGCUUUGCUGAGAAACAUUCUCUCCAGUCAACAAUUAGAAAAUGCUAUACUUUCGUAUAAUCAAAUAUAUGCCCAACGUUGGAACUUUGCAGCGCUCCAUCACUUUUUUUCAGAGGUAUUGGAUCCAGAAGAGACGGCCAUCUUCUUCAAAACUUUAAUGCCAAAAAUAGUCCAGCUUGCUCUGCAACUUCCUAUGCUGCUAACCGGUGCGAUACCUCUUCUGAAACGUCACACUAAUAGUUUUAUUAGUUUAAGCCAAUUGCAAGUGGCUUCGUUACUAGCAAAUGCAUUUUUUUGUACAUUUCCUAGACGCAAUUCCAGUAAUCCACAAUCGGAAUAUGCAACAUAUCCAUAUAUUAAUUUUAAUAGAUUGUUUGCUGCCUAUAGUGAGGAAAAACAUAAUCAAUGUGAAUCAGUUAUGGAAAAAAUCAAAUGUCUUCUCCAUUAUUUUAGGAGAGUAACAGCAAAAGCACCUGAAGGUGUAAUAACAAUCGAACGGCGUUAUAUUCCACGUGAAAAUUGUCCGAAAUGGAACUUACAGAAUCAAAAAUUGCCACCACUGCAUAUAACAAGUAAAGGGACUAUUGAAAAUGAAGGAGCUGGAUUACUUCAAGUAGACUUUGCAAACAAAUAUGUGGGUGGAGGUGUGUUAGGUUUAGGAUGUGUACAGGAGGAAAUACGAUUUGUUAUAUGUCCAGAGCUUAUGGUUACUAUGUUAGUUACGGAAGAAUUAGAUGACACCGAGGCUCUCAUUGUCAGUGGUAUUGAACGAUACAGCAAAUAUGAAGGUUACAGUAACACCUUUAAAUGGAAAGGAGAUUUCGUAGACGAAACGCCCAGAGAUGACAGCUGCAGGCGUAGGACGUCAGUUGUUGCCAUUGAUGCCCUUUAUUUUAGACAGCCUUCGUUACAGUUCGAAAUCGAUAAUAUAACUCGUGAACUCAAUAAGGCUUAUGUUGGAUUUAUUGGAUCUGAUAUUUAUAAGAAUAAUCUAUCCGCCAUUGCAACGGGAAACUGGGGAUGCGGAGCGUUUCGUGGAAACCCGAAGUUAAAAGUAUUGAUACAAUUAAUGGCUGCUGCAGUUGCAGGUCGAUCUAUGGUCUAUUUUACUUUUGGAGACACAUUGCUGAGAGACGAUGUGGCAGCAAUGUACAAGCAUUUAGUUCAGCAUGAUGUUAAUAUAGCGCGACUUUACUCGAUGAUAUCAGAAUAUUAUCAAGAAUCUACAGUAUUAAGUGAUCAUUCGGAUUUUUAUCAUUCCUUGUACAACAAAAGCAGGAUAAAACCGUCGAGCAUACGUUUUCCGACAAAGAAUAAAAGUUUCUUGGAUAUUUUUGCCAAAGACACGUUAUCUCAAAGAAGCAAAAAUGUACUAAUAAAUAAAGAUAAGCAUCUUUAUGAAAUGACGGAAGAGCAACAGAUAAUAAAUUGGCUGGCAAGUUGUGAUGAUAAUAGCGACAAUAAUAUUAAAUUUGACACAAAGAACGCGUGUGACGAUAAAACUAAAAGUAAUCUAAAAGAAGCGAACAGUGUUAUUGAAAAUUUACACAUAGAGAAACAUUUUGUAAAUGAUAUUGUUGGAGAGAACAAAAAUCAGGAAGAUAAGGUAUUGUAUAAGUUGAGCAAAAGUGUAAAUUCUUCAAGUUUGAAAGAAUCGACUACUCAACAUUCUAUUGACAAGUCAAAGAAUAUAAAACCCGAGUUCUCAUUGGAAUCGUCAGAAUUAAACAAUAGUGAAUCUAUUAAAAUUUUAAAAGACUGUUCAGUUUCGGAAUCUCUUAAACAAAAAUCAUUUCCAAGAAAGAGCAACCAAAGGAAGAUAUCGGACGGUCGAGAUACAUCAAAAAAGAUCAAACCCGAAUUAUCGUUGGAAUCAUCAGAAUUAAAUGGCAACGAAUCUAUUAAAAUCUUAAAAGAUUAUCUCUCUCCGGAAUCGCAUAAACAUAAAUCAUCUCCGAGAAAGAGUGGCCAAACAAAGAUUUCGGACUUUUUCCAACGAGUAUCAUGAAUAAUAUCGAACAAUUAUUUUUUUUCAUACAAUGCAGUCUGCUCUUGCAGAUUUUAUUUAUAAUUCUAAACAUUCUCUGUAUAUUCUGUAAUCUUGAACCAAAUAACAAAAUGUAAAUAAAAUUCUGUGUAAAAUGA